Colias croceus (clouded yellow) is the source of this 2019-nucleotide messenger RNA. RefSeq lists its product as uncharacterized. The transcript is spliced from 10 exons. Gene Ontology annotation, molecular function: protein binding. The record is from RefSeq and is a predicted model, not a curated record. Lineage: Eukaryota; Metazoa; Arthropoda; Insecta; Lepidoptera; Pieridae. Bases 200 to 1924 code for a protein of 574 amino acids. Gene Ontology annotation, cellular component: cytosol; P-body. Gene Ontology annotation, biological process: neurogenesis.
UUAUUUAUGAGUUAGGUAUGACAUUGACUUGACUCGACGUCAAAAACAAUGUCAAAAAGCACUCAAAAAGAGUUGUAAAAAUAACAACAUUUCAUGUCUCAGGAAUUUGUUGCUAUUCAUCGGAAUAAAUAUACACAAUUCGUUUUGAACAUAUAAGCUCUAGUUUCGGAGGUAACAGAAUCCACAUAAGCAGUGCACAAUGGGCGCACCGAGCGAUUGGCAAUUGGAAUGUACUGAAUUAAAGCAGAGAGGAGCUUAUUUGCUUCAAACUGGUCAAUGGUCAGAUUGCACGUUCCUGGUGGGCAGUGAGCCCAACCAGGAAGUUAUAGCUGGCCACAAGCUUAUCCUAGCGAUGGCCUCGCCCGUCUUCGAAGCUAUGUUCUAUGGGGGCAUGCCAGAAAGGAAUGAUCCCAUACCUAUUUUGGAUGUUCAAAUUGAUGCUUUCAAGGAUCUUUUAGAAUACAUAUACACAGGAAAUAUAAAUUUAUGUUCAUUUGAUAAAGCUUGUGAAUUAUGUUAUGGUGCCAAGAAGUACAUGUUACCUCAUUUGGUGAAGGAAUGCACACGGUACUUGUGGUCAGAUCUUUAUCCCAGGAAUGCAUGUAGGGCUUAUGAGUUUGCUCGACUUUUUGACGAAAAUGUUCUUAUGGAAAAGUGUUUACAGAUAAUCAGUACAAACACAAAAGAAGUGCUAAACGACAGUAGUUUUGAGGAAGUUGAGUUAAAUACAGUUAUAACUGUGUUCUCUUUGGAUCAUCUGAAUAUUGACUCAGAAAUGGAUCUCUUUAAUGCUGCCGUGAGGUAUUCAAAAGCGAUGGAACAGAAGAAAAACUCUGACAGAAGCACAAGUCCAUCAAAUGAGGGCCAGGCCCAUGAGAGAGUUGAGAGCCCUGGACCUUCCACAUCUAAAGAGAGUUCACAGGUGGUAAACGUGGAAAGCAGUGCCGAGAACAGCCCAGCCGCAGCGGCGGAGGCUUGCCGCUCUUGUGAUGGUGAUUCCACCACGCCUGCUCCAGACACUAAGAAACCAAAGACACCGCCACCAGACAACAAACCGACACUCCGGAGUGCGAUAGAAAAGAUCAGGUUCCUCACCCUCACGGCCCAGCAGUUCGCGGAGGGACCAGCCCGGUCCUCGCUGCUGACUGAGUCGGAGGCCUUCACGGUCCUUAUGAAUAUCCUGUCCACUAACUCGGAUGUGCCCAUGCCUACUGGGUUCUCUACGUGCAGGACGCCGAGGAAACAGCUGAUCGGAUGCGGACCUUCUUGUAAUCAGAUGACAACGUUCGUGGUGGACACGCCGAGCCCGGUGGCGGUGGAGCAGGUGUGGGGCGAGGGCAGCCGCGCGCCGCCCGCCAGCCUGCCCUACCCGCGGCCCACCAGACAUGAGAACCUAUGGCCAGUGCUAGGCAUGGUACUAGACCACACAGAACGACACGGAGGUGACCUGCACAAGAUCUACUGCCGCCGCGCUGUGCUGCAGCAGACGGACUGCCUUAACACUAGUGUGCUCGACUGCUCUGUGACCUUCAUGGUGGAUAAGAAUAUCUGCUUAUUGGGAGUGCAGGUGCCAACACAAGCGCCGAGCGAGGAGAACGCAGGCACGGGCGGUACCGCGAGCGGCUACUCGGAGCUGCUGUACGCGCACCUGCUGGACGCGGACGGCGCGCGGCUCACCUACACGCACUACACCAGCCGCGUGCCCUACCGCCACCUGCUGGACAUCCUGUUCAACCGGCCCGUGUACAUCCAGCGCAACAAGGUAUACAAAGUGGGGAUAGUGUUCAACAAAGUGGGUUGGUAUCCGAUGGGCACAUGUACGCAGCAAGUGGCGGCUGAAUCGGUGUUCUUCAACUUUGGAAUUGGGCAAAGCAGCGAUUCCGUACGGGAUGGACUCAUACGGUCUAUUAUAUUCACGUACUAGACGAAUUGGGACUUCCGAAAAAAAUAUGGAGUAUCUGGAUUACUUUAAGGGCAGAGUUACCCUAUGCAAGAUGAUUGAGAUGAGCAAUAAUUAAA